CGAUAAGAAGCGCGAGCAAAGAAAUCAACUGGUUUAUACAACCCUGCGACAAAGAUAUUGGAUAUUUGACGGAUGACAUUGGAAAUCGCCUCAGUAAGUUUGCUGCGCUUGUUUUGGUGUUGGCGGGUCAGACCAUCUGCUUCUAUCUUCGAUUACUAAGUUGUCUAGCUCUGAGGCUUGUGUCAUUGACUGUUGUCAUCUGUUGCUUUCUAUAGUAAAUUAGAGAAAUGUCCGGUCCCUCAAAAUCAGAUGUUAUAAAUUAUAUCAAGUCUAUGAAAAUCGAAAUAAAGUCAUUGUCAGCACGAAUAAAUUAUCUUACACGUUAUGUAGUUCAACAAAGGCGCCAGCUAGGUUCUGCAUUGAAAAAGAUUUCAUCUCUGGAACAGUCUUCCAAACAUUCGUUGAAUCGAUCGAUAGGUGUAUGUCAUUCACCCCAACCUAAACGUUCUGUAGGAUGUCAGAUUUCUCCAGGAUCAAACCCUCUUACUUCUGUAUCCCCUGAUAUGAAUGAAGUAUCCACAAAUAGUGAAUCGUUUGAAGACUUGCAUAAAUAUUUUCAACCACCCGAUAGUAUAAACUCACCAAUGUUUAAUAAACCUCAAAAGCCGUCAAGCCCACUGGUUCAAUCACCUUCAUCUCCAAAUAAAUCUGUAGUUUUUCUGAAAAAGAAAAAAAGACGUUCUUCAAUCAUUCCAGUUCAACUUCGCAAAAUAAAGAAAAUUACUCAAUCCCCACAUUCAUGUCCAAAGACUCCUGAACAAAAUAUCCGUUCUCCUAAAAAGAGACAUCGACGAGCGUCACAAAAGCGUUUAAUGAAAUAACAUUGUGAUAUAUGUAUACGUUACUUGGUAAUUGAAUAUGUUUUUUCUAUUACAAUAUUUCAACUAUUGAGAUUAACUAUGCACUUUGGAUAUUUGAUGUAAAGAUCCAUAAAUAUUGAUUCAAAUUAAGGGAUUACAAUACAUAUUUUUUUAAAACUCACCACUGAUGUGUGUCUUUUGAUAUUAAUACCUAUUGCAUGAUGUGAUCUAUCAAUUAAUAUUCAUUCUUAGAUGACAAAGAUUUGUAGCUUAGGAGAAUGAUUUUGGGGAAUUUUUGUGCUCUGAACUCUGGUUUAAUCAUGAAGAUUUCAUUGUUUUUCUGGACAACAUCAGCACAAUCUUUAGGUAGAAGUAUACUAUUCGAAUAUUUCUACAUAUUUCUGACAGUUUGUCCUUUUGACAUUUAUUUUGAUUGGUUGUUAUCGUCCCUUGUUUGUACUGGUGAUAUUUUCUUGAAUGAUUAUAGAGAGUUCACAAACACUUUCAUUUAUACAUGUUUAUUAUAAAUAUUUAUUUCAUCUACCAAGAUAUAAAUAAUAAGCCGGGUUCAAAUCUAAGUCAUUCAUAUUUCAUUUCAUCUAUAUAUAUAUAUAUAUAUAU
Schistosoma rodhaini is the source of this 1421-nucleotide messenger RNA. The record is from the annotation of a GenBank genome assembly. Lineage: Eukaryota; Metazoa; Platyhelminthes; Trematoda; Strigeidida; Schistosomatidae.